Molecule: messenger RNA, 549 nt
Organism: Mucor velutinosus
Lineage: Eukaryota; Fungi; Mucoromycota; Mucoromycetes; Mucorales; Mucoraceae
Exons: 3
Coding region: 1-549 (182 amino acids)
Biological process (GO): tRNA 5'-leader removal; rRNA processing
Cellular component (GO): ribonuclease MRP complex; ribonuclease P complex
Molecular function (GO): ribonuclease P RNA binding
Source: RefSeq, a predicted model, not a curated record
AUGGCUCAAUUAAACAAUCAUCUACUAGGAGAAAGCGUAUAUCAGCCCUUACCAGGAAGCACCAGCAACAAGCUGGGCCAAAAAGCAGUAAAGGAAUUCGUCAAUGACUUUAUUCGACCUACAUCAGAUGCAGACAAAGUUUUGAAUGAAAUGAGACCAGUUUACAUUGAUAGAUCAAAUACAUUUGUAAAGGAACAGGACAAAAAAGAGCUUGCAAAGAAACUCAAGAACAAGAAGGAUGGCAAAUUAACAGCAAAAGAAAAGAGACGAUUAAAAGUGUAUGAUAUACCCAAGGAAGCACACCAAUACAAGCUUUUCGAGCCACUAUCACAACUGUGGCAAGGCUACAUGAGUAAAUUACUGUCUCAAGGAUCAGUGAAUUUCGAGCAAAAGUUGAUCAAAGCAGAUUUUCAUGGUGCGACUAUGACAGUUGUUCAAACGACCAAUCCGAGCUACAUUGGCGUCACUGGUAUUGUGAUCCAGGAAACCAUGUCCAUGUUCAAGAUCAUCACCAAAGAAAACAAACUCAAACGUAUGAAUGCACAAUGA